UUCUCUCCAUUGGCGAUAGGACGAUGCCUAUCUUGCUACAUUCCUCGCCUUGCUCGAGCAGAGGUAGUGGUGGCUCUCAAAUUUCUUUGAGGGCUUUGGAUGGCUUUCACAAUCUCGCCAAGUUUGAGCCCAAAAGGAGCAGUGGCAAGCGCAUUGUUUGCCAGGGCGAGCAGCAGACUAGGCGUGUGCUGGUUUUGGAAACAAUCUCAAUUGCGGGAGCUACAAUGUUGGCUGCGGGGAAUGCCAAUGCAAUAUCAAGCAGCCGGAGAGCAUUGAGGUCGGAGCAAGUUCCUGAGAGCGAUUAUACAACACUUCCAAAUGGACUCAAGUAUUAUGAUGUAAAAGUUGGAGGUGGGAAUCCUGCGGUUAAAGGAUCACGAGUUGCGAUCCAUUAUGUUGCCAAAUGGAAGGGAAUAACAUUCAUGACUAGUCGUCAAGGAAUGGGUGUUACAGGUGGAACGCCCUAUGGUUUUGAUGUUGGAUCAUCUGACCAGGGACUAGUGCUUAAAGGCCUUGAUUUGGGAGUCCAAGGAAUGAGAGUUGGAGGAGUGCGCUUGCUUAUUGUUCCACCUGAACUAGCCUAUGGAGACAAAGGAAUUCAGGAGAUUCCUCCAAAUGCAACACUCAAGUUUAAUGUUGAGCUUUUAAGCAUUAAGCAAUCUCCUUUUGGCACUGGUGUCAAAAUUAUUGAGGGGUGAUUUUAUAACAAAUUAUUUAUUCAUUAAGAACAUUGAAUUGUUUAUAUAAAUAUGUAUUUUGUAUCAAUUUAUAUAAUUUCAAGCUUCCGAUUCAACAA
Selaginella moellendorffii is the source of this 796-nucleotide messenger RNA. Its product is annotated as peptidyl-prolyl cis-trans isomerase FKBP16-4, chloroplastic. Gene Ontology annotation, molecular function: peptidyl-prolyl cis-trans isomerase activity. The transcript has 9 exons. Bases 24 to 698 code for a protein of 224 amino acids. Lineage: Eukaryota; Viridiplantae; Streptophyta; Lycopodiopsida; Selaginellales; Selaginellaceae. The record is from RefSeq and is a predicted model, not a curated record.